This is a messenger RNA of Perca flavescens (yellow perch), 2266 nucleotides long. RefSeq lists its product as uncharacterized. The record is from RefSeq and is a predicted model, not a curated record. Lineage: Eukaryota; Metazoa; Chordata; Actinopteri; Perciformes; Percidae. The transcript has 8 exons. Bases 83 to 1408 code for a protein of 441 amino acids.
CGCCACUCAGAGCUCUUUUGACGGUCAACAGACAUCGCCACGAAAGAAGAAAACAGUUCAGCUGUAAAGAAAAGCCCAAAAGAUGUCGGAUAUUUCAGAGGAAGAGUGGAAAAAAGCUCUGACUUCCAUAGUGGAGGAACUGGAGGAUAAACAGUACACAAAGAUGCUGGAAUGUUUGGUCAUCCCCAAAGGUCAGAGGUCUAGCACGUCCAGAGAAAAGAUGCCUGGAAAAAUCAUUGAGCGCUACGGACUACUAGACUCCAUCUCCGAAAUCGAUAAAGCAAUGGAUUACAUACCGAGGAGGGACCCUACAAUCCAGGGCCUGCUGCGCCCCUUUGUGGACAAACUGAGGAUUAAACAGGAGAACAAGAACCAGGGGAAGAAAAGAAAACGUGAACAGGAUGGAGAGGAAGAAGUGUUGAGAGAUUUGACCCAAGAUCAGCUGAAAAUCCUGGCUAAACAGAAGAGCAGCCAACCUGGCAAGGAGAGAAACAUUCCUUUUAGGAAAUCCAUCUGUGAUGUGAAACGGAGUGGAAUUCUUCAGAACGACGUCAUAGUUGGGAAAGUUGUUCAGAAAUCUGAGCUACGCACAUAUAAAAACAAAGACAAAAAGAAAAAAAAAUUCUUUUAUCUAGCUGUUGCUGAUGAGACAGCCAGCAUUAAAGUGAUGGUUUAUGGAAAAAGUCACUUCCAACAAAUUAAGAAGGAGAGCUCCUACUUGUUCAGAAAGCUAAUAAUGGAUGAGUAUGUUGUUAAGGUUAUUGAGUCAAGCACAGUGGCAGAGACAAGCUCUGUUGAUGUCCCAGAGGAGCUUGAGAUGGAAGCUCGGAAGCUAAUUCAUCCAGAAAGUCCAGUUUACUCCAUUAAAGAAGCCAAAUCAUUGGCUGACAAGUCAGACGUGAGUGUUGAAGGAGAAGUUACAGAGAUUAAUCCUGUCAAAAAGACUAAGGUGCAGAACGAACGGAAGUGGACAAAGAAGCAACAUUUUCAUCUUAAAGAGGAGACUGAUUCCAUUGAGAUCGUUAUGUGGAGGGAAGCCACCGAGCAAUGCAAAGAAUUAUCAGUCGGAGAUGUCGUUAAGGUUACCAACAUGAAGACCAAUGAAUAUUUUGGAACCGUAUCGCUGAACUCAACUGGAAACACCAGAAUUGAAAUGAUUCAAAGUGUCGGCAUCCAGAAAGGGAGAAUUGAGAUUAUAGGGAUCAUAAAAGCCACUCAGAAGGAAACUCGACUGGAGGCAAACUUCAACGACAAGCUGCAAACAUUUGUUGUGGCUUCUCAACGUUUGGCAAAUACGUUUAACAUUAAAAUAAAGGGAGAUUUUAAAAAAAGUCUCCUCGAUAAAAUACCAAUCUCAGCAGAUGCCGAAAUUCAAGGAAAUAAAAUCACUAAAAUUACAGCCGCUUAGAAGAUGUGAGAAUAACUUGUUCAGAAAUGUUUAAAACAUACUGGAACAAUGUGGUAACACUCUAACACACUGGUAAACACACAAAAAAAAAAAAAAUCUGUUUUGUAUUUUUACAUUUUUUUUUUUUAUUUUUUCAAAGGACCAGUUAGUCAAAGAAUAGUGACCCAAAUGUUUGUUUGGGACAUUUCAAUGAAUUUCCUAUGUAUGUCUAUGCAUUAAGAAAAAAACAGUAAUUUUUAAUAAGACCCAAUGAUGUAUUUCUCCUUCAUGUGUUCCUGGGUAAAUUUGACCGUUUUUAUAUCAGAAAUACGGGAGGUCGAAAAAUAAGAAUUGAAAAUGUCGAACUACAAAGGACUACAGUUGAAAAGUACUCUGGCACAUUAACAGAAAUGUUGAUUGAUGUGUGUUGUCUUUUUAAAUAAGUAAGACAGUGUUUGGGAGUUUCUUUGCAAAAAUCAGAUCACAUACUGUACAUUACCUUGUUACCUACAUGUUCAGACAGGCUGACCUGUCUGAACUUUGUUUUAUUACUUAAUUUUAAUUGUGUAUUAUGUUUUCUUGUAUGUCUUUUUUAUAGCAUUAUAAAGCACUUUGAGAUUUUAAUCUGUGAAAAGUGCGUCAUAAAUUUGCUUACUUAUUUUUGUUGUGGUGUGUGAAGUACGGGUGCAAAAUUCCAACAUGUUCUCAGUCCCAUCGCGUAAAAUACAGACAUUUGGUCAGGUGCCUUUGGCAUUAUUAUUGACACUAAAAGACUCCUUUAGCGUCAUAUCUAAACGCACUUGGUCAGGACAAUUGGUGUCACUUUUGACACAGGUUAAGGAAAAGGUCGCGGGGGAGGGGGGGCUUACGUUUCCAUGA